Molecule: messenger RNA, 1553 nt
Organism: Arabidopsis lyrata subsp. lyrata
Lineage: Eukaryota; Viridiplantae; Streptophyta; Magnoliopsida; Brassicales; Brassicaceae
Product: oxysterol-binding protein-related protein 1B
Exons: 4
Coding region: 259-1353 (364 amino acids)
Cellular component (GO): cytosol; intracellular membrane-bounded organelle; membrane
Molecular function (GO): sterol binding
Source: RefSeq, a predicted model, not a curated record
AGUGAAUCCGAUGAUGAUAAUGAACAAUUUGAUGAGGCUGAGGAGGAAAUUGAUACAUGUGACUCUCUUUCUUCAAGUUCAUUCAAAAGUAUUGGAUCCGCUUUUCGUACAUCAUCAUUCUCUUCAGAUGAUGGUUUUGAGUCAGAGGAUGAUGUUGAUCCUUCUAUCAAGACUAUUGGAUCUAACUAUCCUCAUGUCAAACGACGAAAGAAGUUACCUGAUCCGGUUGAAAAAGAGAAAAGUGUUAGCCUUUGGUCAAUGAUCAAAGACAACAUUGGCAAGGAUCUCACAAAAGUUUGUCUUCCUGUUUACUUCAAUGAGCCUUUAUCUUCUCUACAAAAAUGCUUUGAAGAUUUGGAGUAUUCAUAUCUUCUUGAUCAAGCAUCUGAAUGGGGGAAAAAGGGCAAUAACCUCAUGAGGAUUCUGAAUGUAGCUGCAUUUGCUGUAUCCGGUUAUGCAUCAACCGAAGGAAGAAUAUGCAAACCUUUUAAUCCAAUGUUAGGUGAAACAUAUGAGGCUGAUUAUCCCGAUAAAGGCCUUCGAUUUUUCUCGGAAAAGGUGAGUCAUCAUCCUAUGAUUGUGGCAUGCCAUUGUGAUGGCACCGGAUGGAAAUUUUGGGGAGAUAGUAAUUUAAAAAGCAAAUUUUGGGGUCGAUCAAUUCAGCUUGAUCCUAUUGGUUUGUUGACUUUGCAAUUUGAUGAUGGUGAAAUUGUACAAUGGAGCAAGGUGACUACAUCAAUAUACAAUCUCAUACUUGGUAAAUUGUAUUGUGAUCACUAUGGGACAAUGCGGAUUGAAGGUAAUGGCGAAUACUCAUGUAAACUUAAAUUCAAGGAACAGUCGAUGAUCGAUAGAAAUCCUCAUCAAGUUCAAGGUAUAGUAGAAGACAAAAAUGGAAAAACAGUGGCUAAGUUGUUUGGAAAAUGGGAUGAGAGUAUGCUCUAUGUGAUGGUCAAUCAAGGAAAGGUGAAUGAAUCUCAUCUUUUGUGGAAACGAAACAAACCUCCCGAAAACCCGACAAAGUAUAAUCUAACACGGUUUGGGAUCACAUUAAACGAGCUAACGCCUGGUUUAAAGGAGAAGUUGCCACCAACAGAUUCAAGACUUAGACCAGACCAAAGGUAUUUGGAGAAGGGAGAGUUUGAAAUGGGAAAUGCGGAGAAGUUGAGGUUGGAACAAAGACAAAGACAGGCGAGAGAGAUGCAAGAGAGAGGUUGGAAACCAAAGUGGUUUAGAAAAGAGAAAGGAAGUGAGACUUAUAGAUACGUUGGAGGUUAUUGGGAAGCUCGAGAUUCUGGUCGUUGGGAUGAUUGUCCUGACAUCUUUGGUCAAGUUCACCAAUCCAUCAAGUAAACCAAAAAAAAAAAAAAACUCCAUGCAUUCACUAAAUGUUUUCAUUUUUAUUUUGCUUGUUGUUGUUGUUUGUCGUGUUUUUUUUUAUGGGUUUAUACAUGCCAUUUUUUCCUCUGCCAAAGAGUUUGUGGUGAAAUAAAUGAAUUUCUCCUUGUAUUUUUCUUGUGGUCCCUUAAAAGGAAAGAAAGAUAUUCUUGUUA